Drosophila guanche is the source of this 1156-nucleotide messenger RNA. RefSeq lists its product as uncharacterized. Lineage: Eukaryota; Metazoa; Arthropoda; Insecta; Diptera; Drosophilidae. The record is from RefSeq and is a predicted model, not a curated record. Bases 60 to 1037 code for a protein of 325 amino acids. The transcript has 2 exons.
GCUCACAAAAUAUCAAAACAUUUAGCAAGAUUGUGCAAGAAUCAGCGGAUAGCACUGCCAUGGAACAUGGGACCACGCCGUCUCCAUCAAUUUUGAGGCUCAGCCACAAUGCCUCUGAUGGGGAUUCGAAAUGCGCUUCAGCGCCCUGCCUUGUCGUACCCGUGCGGCAGAAAUCGCUGGGCGCGUUUAUGCACCUACAGAGUGAGAGCCGAAGGGAAAUCGGUUCUGCGGUCACGCCAGGCAUCAGCUACGCGGCGGCCGUCGAGAAUGUCGUUGCGGCCCAACAAAUGGCAAACAUCAAAAUGGCCAUACCGCCACGUGUCAAGAAGCAGCAGAAGCCGGCAAAGGCCAACAGAAGGGCGGCAAUCGAUUCAAACUUUACGAUAUUCGACGAGGAGCCCAAGCCGCAUCUUGUCAUGCUAUAUAACAAGGAGACACCACACGUGGCUAAAAAGAAACCAAUUGCUGAGAGAAAAACUGUCCAAGAGGUGCAGCAGAAAAAGAGUCAAAAGAAACAGAUCGCGAAAGUAGUACCGAAGCUGCUCAAAAAGCCCGAGCUGUUUUUUCAGCCAAAGCCGCCAAAGAAUGUACCGCAGGAUAAACCUGAGGAGUCACAGAAUGACUCUCAGAAUGAGUCCCAUGAGUCCCUGAGUGAAGAAACCGACUUUAGUGGCAUGGAACUGGAAUUAUACCGCGCUCGCUUCCAGAGCACCGAAUCUGAAGCUUCAUUCGAUUCCUUGCCAGCGCCAAUGGAUCUGCCUGGGGCUAAUGGGCAGGCAAAUUCUACUCCGGAGUUCACCGAUUGCGAAAGUUAUCUCAGCUAUCAUCUGCACAGAUUGCAGCAAAUUUUGGCCACUCAGUGCUCAGAUCCUUUCUGGAAUAAGCUGCCUCUGUCCCGAAAGCCAAUUAAAAAAGAACCCUUGAACUUCCAGAUGAACGAGAAGCAGUAUCAACGGCUGGACUUGGAGGCAGAUGCCAUUUUGACGCAGACUAGGGCCAUGCAUCGGAUGUGGUUGUGUGGUAAUAUACCGAUUUAGAAACCAAAGUCAAAGCCCACUAAACCACGGUUUAGUGAGCCUCAAAAACAAUAGCAGACCUGCCAACCGGCUUGCAAGGAGUAAUACUGUAAAUAGCUCUGGUCUUACAAUUCAGUAUU